Messenger RNA from Oncorhynchus kisutch (coho salmon), 3228 nucleotides. RefSeq names its product zinc finger protein 383. Gene Ontology annotation, molecular function: RNA polymerase II cis-regulatory region sequence-specific DNA binding; DNA-binding transcription factor activity, RNA polymerase II-specific. The transcript is spliced from 3 exons. The record is from RefSeq and is a predicted model, not a curated record. Gene Ontology annotation, biological process: regulation of DNA-templated transcription. The coding region runs from base 196 to 1863 and encodes 555 amino acids. Lineage: Eukaryota; Metazoa; Chordata; Actinopteri; Salmoniformes; Salmonidae.
AGAUGAUAACAUUAGUAGGCUGGCGUAAAUGUGGUUGGUGUAGGAACACAACAGUUUACAACAGAUAGCCCCUUCAUUCUCGAUCGGAAAACGGUUCGGUUUCGUACCGCAAAUUCCUUUCUCUUGCUACGAGCAAUGUAGGCUGAUGAAACGGAACAGACGGCAAAAACUUCGUAAAACUACACAUUAUACUACAUGGACAAAGACAAGUUCGCUGUGAGCCAUGACCCAUGCUCCUGGUUGGAGAUGCACCAGUUCAUUGGAGACCUGAUGGUGUCUGGGGGGGCUCUGGGGCUAAAAGACGCCCCACCAGCAGGCCCAGGCUCAGCCCCAGGCUCAGCCCAGCCCAGACAGGUCCAGGUCCAGGUCCAGGCCCAGGCAGAGAGCAUUAGAGAGGCCAGAGACAUCAGUGGACAAACUCAGCACCAUACCUGCACUUGCCCUGGCUGCCCCUACUCUUCCUCAUCUUCCUCCUUCCAGACCAUAAAGCCCAGCAGCACCUACAGCCCAGAGCUCAGUCAGCCCCAGAGUCAGGCUAAGGAGACCAGCACCCAGAGCCCCAGCCUAGCCCCUACCACUCUCACUACCCAGGGUACUUCUUCACCAAGUCCCCUGCCCCAAAUCCCCACCUUCCCUUGUUUCUGCUGCCGCCGGGGCUUCCAGACCUGCACCCAGCUACAGCACCACCAACAGGGGGCAGCAGACUUUCCCUUCUCCCAGACACACACCUACUACCACCACCACUGCCCCCUUACCAUCUGCCUGCCCCACCACCACUCCCACCCUGGCCUGUCCCCUGGCGCCUUCCCCUGCCUGUCCUGCCAGCAUUCCUUCCCCUCCUGCUCCCAGCUCUUCCACGAGCAUCAGGGCCACACCCCCCCCCAGAACCAUGUUGGAGGGGUGACCAUAGUGUCCCCUACCCUACACCCAUGCAUGCACUGUCCAGCCUCCUUCCCCCGACCCUCUCAGCUGCUACAGCACCAGCGCACCCAGCACGCUCACAAGGCUGGCGGCUUCCUGUGCACUGAGUGCGGGCGCGCCUUCAACUCCCACUCCAACCUCCGUAUCCACCUCAACGUACACACCGGCGCCCGGCCCUACUCAUGCCCUGACUGCGGCAAGAGUUUCAGCCAGUCGGGAGCGUUGAAGAUCCACCGUCGCAUCCACACUGGGGAGAGACCCUAUACCUGCACCUACUGUGGGAGGGGCUUCCCUCACCUGGCCGGGGUCCGGGCCCACCAAAGGACCCACACAGGUGAGAAGCCCUACCGCUGCACCCAGUGUGAGAAGUGCUUCACUCAGUCGGGGGCACUGAAGAUCCACACAAGGAUCCACACCGGGGAACGACCGUUUGUGUGCAGCCUCUGUGGGAAGGGCUUCUCCAACCGCUCCGGCAUCCGCUUCCACCAGCGCACUGUCCAUGGGAUGGGGUCGAAUAUGGGAGGGGGUGGAGGAGCCGGUGGGUCCCAUAGGGGGAGACAGAGUCUAGGCAGCUCAGCUGCUGUGGGACGCCCCAGUGCCAAUCCAAACAGGUUACACAACAACCCCCAUACUGAUGUGACCUCCAGCAUUACUCCUGCCCCGACAAAAAUCCUUUCGCCUGGGUCUCUCCUUGCUCCUCCAGGGUCAGGUCUGACUGUAACCUCAGACAAAGAGCUCCAGUUCCAGUCUAGCGGUGUGAAGAUCCCCUCAAGGAGAGCAGAACCAGGCAGUAGGGAAGGAAGGGCUCAGCUGUACACCUGUGAGGACUGUGGGCUACUUUUUGGGGACGCUCCCUCCAGAAACCGACACCAAACUGUAGUGCACUACUCUACAGAAGGGGUAGAGGAGGAGGGCCUGGGGGACACUGGGGGGGAGGGGUAAGGGAGAUGGUAGAUGGAAGCUUGAUGCAGUACAUCGUUGGAUCAAAGGCUAAGGGAGAGGUGGGUGAAAAUGGAAAGGUGAGAAGAGGCAGAAAGCUUGAGACUCAUCGAGGAAAAAUAAUAUGUAAAUGCAUGGUGGUGAAGGGAGGUGAGAAGAAAGUUAAUUCCACAGUGAACAAUAAACUCUAUCAAUGGGAUAUAUUACUUAUUUGAGAUUGAAUUUCCACUUUAAAAGAUGCACAAAUUUUCACAUUUUGGGAGUCCAAUUUCUGUUAGAUCAUUCAUGUACAUAAAAAAAUACAUAUUUCCAUAAACCACACUGUACUAAACUUCAUAACCACUGAUAUGUUAAAGUGGUUUAGUGAUUUUAUUCAGGAUCAAUAUCUUCACUGUUGGAAGAUGAGCUCUUAUACAAAGUAUUUUUUUGUCAGGAUCAUUUCUCAGAGACACAUGGUUUGUUGACCUGGUUUCUAUUGCUUCAGAUCUCCACCUAGUGGACAUUUAGAAGCAUAGCAGCAGAAACACAGGCACUGAAACCAGUCUAUCUAAGCUACAGGUGUCAAACUCAUUCCACGGAGGUCCGACUGUCUGCGGGUUUUUGCUGCUCCCUUGUCCUUGAUUCAUGAAUUGCGGUCACUAAUUGGUAAGGAACUCCCCACACAUGGUUAUUUCAGGUUUAAUUGAAAGGAAAAACCAAAAACCUGAAGACACUAGGCCCUCCAUGGAAUGAUUUUGACACCCCUUCUCUAGAUCAGUGGUUUCCAAUCAGUGGUACUAGGACCCCUGGGAGUACUUGGCCUAUCCACAGGGGGUACUUGAGAAGACUCAUGAGAUCAUAGGCCUACUGGUAAAAUGCACAUGACGGAGGACGGCUCAUAAUAAUGGCCGGGAUGAAGUCAAUGGAAUGGCAUCAAACGCAUGAAAAUAAUUUGUUUGAUGUAUUUGAUACUAUUCCGCUCCUGCCAUUAUCAUGAGUGUAUCCUCCCAAAUGAAGGUGCCACCAACCUCCUGUGCUUCAGGGGUCCAGCUACUGAAAAGGGUUGGGAAACACAGAUCUACACAUCUGUGUUUCCUCCCACCAUGUUUAAAUGCUACUGUUGCCUAGGGUCUUUCUUUUCAGACACUGAAACUAUUGAAACUUCUGUUUGGCCAACUUCCCUUCUUUGUUAUUCUGUAGCCUCUAGGGAAGUUCAAAAGGCUGAUUGAGGACCUUUUUACUGGAGAUUGUGUUGGUUUUCUAUGAUUGUGUAUUGAUGUGAAUAUUUGUGUAUAUUGAUGUAUAUAGUUUGUAUGUAUACAGGGCUCAUCUGUAAAAGAGACCAUGGUGUCAGCAUGACUACCUGUCAAAAUAUAUUUUAUACAUCCA